Molecule: messenger RNA, 2538 nt
Organism: Stylonychia lemnae
Lineage: Eukaryota; Ciliophora; Spirotrichea; Sporadotrichida; Oxytrichidae
Source: the annotation of a GenBank genome assembly
AUGAUGCAGGCUUUAAUGGAUAUAAGAACAAAGCUACCCUAAAAGAUUUAUGUUUAAAUCAUAUAAAGAAUUGCUUUGUAGGCUAAUAAAAGAAUACUUGGAGGCUCAUAGUAAGCACUAACUGAUAAGGAAGUCUAGGAUUUUCAAAGGCUUAAAAAUUAAGUAGAGUAUGAAAUUGUCCCUGAAAUUGAACAAUACAUUCACAGUAUCUCAAAGAAUAUUAAGAAAAUCAUAUAAGUAGGAGGGACUUCAGGAGACAGCAAUUAGACUCUAUCUGAAUAACUUAAACAACUCAAAGUAUCUAUUGAUAUAUAAAAUACCAUUAGGUUGAGACAGAAGAACUAAAACUAAAAGUUGCUAAGCACAAAGCUGAGAAAUAGAAAAGAGUUUGGGAGAAUUAAGAUUUGGAUAUAUAGAUAAAAGACUUAGUUGAAAAAGUUGGGAGAGGCUAUGAAAAAAGAGACACUCUCAAUCAAUGAUAACAUAAUCUACUUGUAUAAUGGCGAUCCAUUGUAUGAAUUUUGUAUCCAGGCUAUACCCUGCUACUUAUUCUUUAUCGCCUUUGCAAUUAGAUAUAUGGCAAUAAAGGACCUUGGGUUCCCGAAGAGAUUAUCAUUUGGCUAUUUACUAAUUCUGAAAUUAGUGUUGACUAUGGGAAUAAUGCUUGUGAGACUUCUCUAGAUUUUAGCGGCUUUUUAAAAGGAGGAGUAUUGGCUUUCUCAUGCGCCAUUUUAUUCUUUACUAUAUAUCCAGUUUAUUGCAGCACAUGGACUUUCCUUGUACCUUCUAGUUUUAUAGCAUUUGAAGCGAUUACCCGAGGUAUGUUAUUGCUAAAAUCUAUUCUGGGGAAUGAGCUUGGCUGCUUCUAUUAUAUUUAUUAAAGUCCAGGCUGAUAAUCUCUCCAUAAUGUUUGAUGUUUCUCUGAUUAUGCUUAAGACUAUCCUAUUUAUGGUUGGUUUUAUCAAGCGAAGGACCUAUGUAGAUUUUUCAAAUUCAUCUAGACCAUUAAUUAGAGAAGAUGAAUGGGCAAUGAGUGGUAUUGGCUAUUCUGAAUUAUCUAUUCUGAGCAAAAAAACAGGUACAAUUGCUAAAAUUAACGACAAAAGUAUCGAUUUUAAAUUUAGAACAAAGCUUGUAAGUUACUAGGGUACUAUCUUAUUCGAAUUCAGAGUAUUUCUUCCAAGGUAUUUGUAUGGGGGAACUAAUGAUUUAGAGUAAGCACUUGGGUCUGAUUAUCUAGGAGCAGGAUAGUAUAUACUUAAGAAAAGCUUAACUGACUUUUUCACUUUAAGUUCUCAUAUCAAUAAUAAAUUUGGGAGAGAUGCCCCCAAGUUAGAUUCAUAAAUUUUUAGAAAUAGAUUAAGAGGUGAUCAAACUAAAAUAAUGACCAAGAGUAUUAAAAUUUUCGAGGACUAUAUGAAAAAGCUAGGAAAAAAUUAUAUAUUUUGGGAUGAGAUUUUUCUGAGAUUCCUGAAAAUUUAUGAUUCUAGACUUUAGAAACGACUAAACGGCUAUUCUGUGAAUUCCAAAGAUAAGGAAUAAGAUAAUUAGGAUUAAAUUAGCAGGCUAUACCAAAGCAUAUCAGUCAUUGAUAACUAUGAAGGAGACCAAAAGGAUGAUAAAAACUUGCUAAUACAAACCUAGAAUGAAAUAUUUACAAUUGCUCAUCGAAAUACAUUCGCUGAUAUCUUUUUCAAACUUAUUGAUAUCGAUUUUGAGAGAGUAAAACUUAAAAUUAAAAUCUAAGAAUCAGAAUGGCAAAUCACCAGAAGAAGAGAUUAAUGGAAUGAAAUUCUUAAAUUAUCUGGGCAUUGCUCGGAUAUUGAGUAACUUAGCAGAGAAGUUAAUGAUAAAGGACCAAGUAUUGAACUACUAUUCUUUAUUGAUUACUUUAGUAACAUGAAUAAAUCUCAAGUCGAUUAUGCCCAUCAUCUGUUUCAAACAAACGGCUAUUAGCUUUAGUCAGUUAUCAUCUUGAAUUCAAAGUUUGAGGUAGAUGAACUGGGUCAGAGUGUCCAGAGAUUUGACUUAGCUUUUAACAUUAUGAUAAUCAGUAUGCAAAGGUUUGAAUUGCUAUACUUAAAUAAGUCAUUCAAAGACAUUAAGAAAUUUGUUAAGCAAGUAAGAUCUGAGAUGAAAUUUGAUGAUUGCAAGCUUGAAUUUCCAAUCAGAGGACAAAGUUUCGUCAGGUCAAUUCAAGAACAGACUAGAGUUGUUACCUAUCUUGUUGAGUUGUUUAAUGAUCAAGAUGUUAGACAACUUGACACUUCUAUUUAGUUCCUUUCAGAUAUUGAGAAUCAAUAUGACAAGGUUUAUUACAGGCAUACUAACACAGGGGGAAUGAGUGGCCACCUGAUUUAGGAUUUAAGACAAAGUUUUCAUAUCAGUGACUUAAAUGAUAUGAGUCAAACAAUUCAAGGAUUUAUGAUGUCUAGGGAGGACAGUGAUCUCCUCGAUAACAACUAUGACAUGAUGCUUGAAGAUGAUUAUGAGGAUACACCCAAAUAUAAGUAUGCAAUGCUUCAAGACGAUAUAUGA